Molecule: messenger RNA, 2111 nt
Organism: Cucumis sativus (cucumber)
Lineage: Eukaryota; Viridiplantae; Streptophyta; Magnoliopsida; Cucurbitales; Cucurbitaceae
Product: protein IQ-DOMAIN 14
Exons: 6
Coding region: 387-1829 (480 amino acids)
Molecular function (GO): protein binding
Source: RefSeq, a predicted model, not a curated record
AUACCCAUUGAAGAAGAUGUUCCCACAAAAGUAGAGCUCUGAUGACUCCUCUCCCAUUCUUUUUCCUUUUUUACAUUAUGUUCAUUGAAAGGCCCACAGAACUGGAAGCAACCAACACAAACUCAUCUCAUCAAAAUCACUUAACAAACACACAUCAAUUCACAAUUAACUAAACACUUCUAAACUAUUCACUUCACAUCUUUUCUCAUUUCCCCCAUUUCUCUUCUUCUUCCCACUUGAUUCUUUUUUUUUUUCUUCUUCAAAGUUCCUCAUGAUUUGGGCAAGAUCUGCCUCUCUUUCUACUUUCCCCCCUCUUUUGCCUGCUUGCUGUUUCAUGAGAUGCAUCCUCCAUUGUUGAAGCCACUUGAUUGUCUCCUGGUUCUCAAAUGGGGAAGAAGAAGGGCUGGUUUUAUUUAGUCAAGAAGCUAUUUAUUUCAGAGUCACAGCCUAAGCCUGAGAAGAAGCAAAAGAGAUGGAAAUGGGUGUUUGGAAAGAUGAGGAACAAGAGACUAGCCACACUAACAGCGCCAUUGCCACCAAAAGCAACGACGACGACGACAUCGAGACUAGAGGAGGAAGAAGAGGAAGAGGAGAGGAAGCAGGCUCUUUCUGUGGCCAUUGCAAGUACUGCAGCGGCCGAGGCGGCAGUUGCAGCAGCUAAGGCUGCGGUUGAGGUCGUUUGGCUCACAGGGACCACUCAAUCUCAUCAACAAGAGGCUGCAGAAGAAGUCUUUAAGCCUCUCAAAAAGGCUCCUCCAGCUGAUCUCCUUAAACGUGAAAGGGAAAUCCAUGAGUUUGCUGCUAUUACUAUCCAAACUGCUUUCCGUGGCUUCCUUGCGAGAAAAGCAUUAAGAGCACUGAAAGGAAUAGUGAGGCUACAGGCAAUUAUUAGAGGGAGAGCUGUUAGGCGCCAAGCCAUUGCUACUUUGAAGUGCUUGCAGUCCAUUGUUAGCAUACAAUCACAAGUCUGUUCAAAUAGACUUCAUCUUCCUCAAAACACUUUCAAUUCCCCUGAAACGAGGCAGUUUCAGAGCUUGAAGGAUAAGAUCAUAAAGUUGGAUUCAAACGAUCAAAGGUGGGAUGAUAGCCUAUUAUCAAAAGAAGAAGCAGAUGCAGUGUUUUUGAGCAGGAAAGAGGCAGUAAUCAGGAGAGAGCGAGUGAAGGAAUACUUAUUCGCCCACAGGAGAUCUGCAGAAUCAGAAAGAAAGAAAGUACGAGGAAGAUGGAGAUACUGGCUAGACCAAUGGGUCGACACCCAACUCUCGAAAAGCAAAGAACUCGAAGAUUUGGACUCCAUUUUCACCUCAAAUCCAAAAUACAAAGAGACAACAAACGAAAGAUUCAAACCAAACCCAACAACAAAAAACAUGGAUAGAACAACAGAACACCCCCCCAACCAAUCUCCAUCUCAAAAACCAGCGCUGAAAAGCCCCUUUCAUCACAAGAAGCAACGUUCAUUAGGAGGUGGAAUAGACUCAAACAGCUCAUUUUCAAGCUCCCCACUGGUACCAACGUACAUGGCUGCCACUGAAUCAGCAAAGGCAAAAUCAAGAUCCUUAAGCUCCCCAAAGCUAAGGCCAGCAGGGGGAUUGGACACUUGCUCUGAUGGGAAUUCUCCAUGCAAGACAAAGCAGCUCUGUUUGGUUUCUUCAAUGGUGAGUGAAGUUGGAAUUAGCAGUGGGAGAAGAGGUUUUCAUCAACAGCAAAGAUCACCAGGACUUAAGGGGCUUCCAGGGCCAACAAGAUCAAGCAGAACUCUUAUCAAAGAUUUGAGCAUUGAUUCUGAGCAUUCCUUGCCAAACUGGGAUAGACAAAGUGCCUUCCAAUGAUUGUUUUCUUUGUUGGGCAGAUUGAUAUUAAAAUGAAUAUAGAAAACAGUUUGUGGUGUUGUGCUCAUAUAUCUAAUAAAAAUGUGUUUGAUGUUUGUAGAUCAUAGGUGUGCCUAUAUUUAAUCAUGGUGAGUUUUUCUUUUCUUUGUUAUUAAACCAUAUUCUGCAUAUUUGAUCCUUGUACUAAUUGUUUUUGUUUACCUUUUCUCCAAUAGUUUAACCCUACCAGAGGUAGAAAUUGGACGUUAGACUUUCAAAAACAGAUAUAUAAUACUUUGACUA